Messenger RNA from Gilbertella persicaria, 4404 nucleotides. RefSeq lists its product as uncharacterized. Gene Ontology annotation, biological process: replication fork reversal; double-strand break repair via synthesis-dependent strand annealing; interstrand cross-link repair. The transcript is spliced from 2 exons. Gene Ontology annotation, molecular function: four-way junction DNA binding; ATP binding; hydrolase activity. NCBI's taxonomy places the organism in Eukaryota, Fungi, Mucoromycota, Mucoromycetes, Mucorales, Choanephoraceae. The record is from RefSeq and is a predicted model, not a curated record. Bases 1 to 4404 code for a protein of 1467 amino acids.
AUGGAUGAUUUCGAUGGAUUGUUUGAUCAUGAUCUAGACCUUGACUUAUUGGACUCACCAUCCAACCAUGCCUUGACCAGUAAAGACACAGGCAUGGACGAUGACUUUGGAGACGAUGAUGAUCUUGAUCUAAAUGACCUUGUGGAAGUGACAGAGGCAGUAGAACAACAACAUGCUGUAUCCAAUGGCCAAAUCAGCUUUGUUUCCUUUGGAGAACAUGAUCCUUUACCUCCUCCAGCUUUACCUUCAUCUACACCAUGCUUUCAUCCCUUUGACACUGAGAAUUUGCGUACAUGGAUCUAUCCCAUCAACUAUCCUAUUCGUGGCUAUCAAUUCAACAUUGUUCAGAAAGCCAUGUUCCAUAAUACACUGGUAGCAUUGCCUACAGGUCUUGGUAAGACCUUUAUUGCUGCUGUUGUCAUGUUUAAUUACUAUCGUUGGUUCCCAAACUCGAAAAUCAUUUUCAUGGCACCUACACGUCCUCUUGUGGAGCAACAAAUCGAAGCUUGUUUUACUAUCUGUGGUCUACCUCAAGAAGACACAGUCGAAAUGAUGGGCAGUACAACACCAGCCAAACGAAGAGAACUAUGGAAAUCAAAACGAGUGUUUUUUGCUACACCACAAACGAUUCAAAAGGACCUUGAAUCAUCCAGUUGUGCCGCUGAAAAAAUCGCUUGCAUUGUCGUUGAUGAAGCCCAUAAAGCCACAGGCAAUUAUGCCUAUUCUGAAGUCGUUAGAAAAGUGUCGAAAAAGAACAAAGAUUUCAGAGUGCUUGCCUUGACAGCGACGCCAGGCUCUAAUUUAGACGCUGUUCAAGCUGUGGUUGACAAUCUACAUAUCACAAACAUUCAGAUUAGAACAGAAGAUUCAAUGGAUAUUCGUGAAUACUCGCAUGGAAAAAACACACAGCAUGUCAUUGUCAAACUGAGUUAUACAGAAGGAUCAACAGGUCUUCUUCCUCGUAUCAUUGAAGACUUCAAACAGAACGUAUUGGGCCCUCUGCUUACAAAUCUGUCUAAAUUGCCCAUCAAUGUCUCGGCUGAUAUAGAGCGCACCUCCUCAUUUGGGCUGCAUGUUGCUCGCAACACGUUUAGAAAUACAGCGAAAAACGUAAACCAAAACAUCAAAUGGAAAGUAUUUUCCUUGUGUUUAGUUGCAGAACAAGCUUAUCGAGCUUAUGAGCUCCUGUGUCAGCAUGGUAUUGCUCCUUUUGUGAGCACAGUUGAGUCUAUACUUCAGGAAUUCAAUGCUAUCACUCAAAACGGCAAAGAAAUGAAUCAAGCUCAGCGUCAAUUUGUUAAGAACAGCGCACUUCAAGGUAUAUUGCGGACAUGCAAACAAGAAAUGACCAAGCCAGACUUUGUUGGCCAUCCUAAAAUGGAUCAAUUGGUUUCUAUUUUACUGAACCAUUUUGCUAGUUUAAGCGAAGGCAAAACAUCAAGGGCCAUGGUGUUCUCUAGCUAUAGAAAUUCUGUUCAAGAUAUUGUGAAUGUGCUCAAUAGACAUUCGCCCAUUCUUCUUCCUUCUUUCUUUGUUGGACAGGCGUCUGAUAAGCAUGGUACGAAGGGUUUAAAACAAACAGAACAACAGGCUGUUAUUCAGAAAUUCAAACGAGGCGAAUUCAAUGUCUUGGUAUCGACAAGCAUUGGUGAAGAAGGUUUAGAUAUUGGUGAAAUUGAUUUGAUUGUAUGCUUUGAUUCUCAAUCAUCACCUAUUCGUAUGCUACAAAGAAUGGGUCGUACAGGUCGUAAACGAAAGGGUAAAUGUAUCUUACUCAUGACAGAAUCUGAAGAAAAGAAAUUCCAACAAGCAAAAGAUGCUUAUUCUCGAAUUCAAGGCCUUAUUACGCGUGGUGGUCUAUUGAAAUACUAUAAGCCUAACCCUAGUGUUCUGCCCAACAACUACAAACCCUCACUCUGUCGUAAAAAGCUAGAUGUGGGUGUCUAUGUGCCUAAGAUGGUUAAAAAACGAAAGCGUGGCCAGGAACAGGAGUCUGAUUAUACCCCAGAAGGCUUGUUGAAGCCUGAAGUUGAGCAUGCUUUUAUUCGUAGCUUUAAUGACCAAGACCAUAUGUUUACUUCUAUGGAGCCCAUCAUGGAACGGUUUUGGCCAGUACAGCGUAUGGUGAAAAGUGUCAAUAAGUUUAUACCGAUUCAGACAGUUAGUAAAUCAGUUCACCGGGUACAGCAUUCCAGACGUACGUUGCAGUUUGUCGAUCUUGUCAAGAAAAUGGAGCACCGCAUCCUGCAUCCUGAAGAGAAAAUCAAUUUCAAGUUUUCUUUGCCCAAGAAACAAACCCAUUUACACUUACCUUCGAAAGGAAAACAGAAAAAGACACGUCCUUAUGAUUCCGUGGACCUGGACAAUCAAGAUUUUGCUGCGUUCAUGGAAAACCAUGACAUGUCGCAGUUCAUGAUGACAGACGAUAUGCCUACAAAAGAACUGGUGCUCCCAACCUCAAAAAAAGAUAAAGGCAAAGCCAAGAUGAACCCAAGCGACGAGGGACAUGUCGAAUUUAACUCUGAUGCGGAUAAGCAAAUGGAUCCUCUUUCUUCGGACCCCAUGUUGCCUGAGAGCGUCUAUGAAGAACCAGGUCUUUUUGAAGACAGACAGAAAGACGUGCAAGUAAGUGUGUCUGAUACCUUGACACCUGUUCCUGACUCUCCUAGUAAUCAACAUGACGCAAGUGAUGGAUUUUCUGAUGAAUUUCCUUUGGACGACUCGUUCAUUGCAGAUGCCUUAUUGAUGGUGGAAGAUGUGCCUGGUUUUCAUGAUCCACUUGAACCUCAGUUUCCUUUUGAAACAAACACAUAUGCUUCUAAAGCUAUUUCGUUUGUCUGGACGCAUGCGAUGCCUGAGUUCAGCAGAAAAGCAAAAGAUUUACUUGAUCAACGACAGAUCAGCAUGAAAGAAUUGACAGGUCGAUUCUUGGCCAUGCAAUGCUUUCCUCAAUAUGGCCAGCAGAUAAGCCGUGUUUUACGUGAUACAGUCGAAACAAAAGCAUCAUCUCCUCCCAAGGAACCUCCUCAAACAAAAUCGCCAGUCAAAGUCAUGACAAUCAAAGAUAGUCAAGCCAGCGAACAUCAAGCACAACCUAUGGAAGACGACGAUGACUUUGAUCAAUUUGAUUUUAUCAGUGACGGAGCGUUUGCUAAUUUUCUUGAGAAUAAAUUCUCGGAAGAUGAUCAGCCUGGCGACUUUUCUCAUUUUAUGGAGGAACAAGAAGCAAGCCAACAAUGUUUUACUCAACACAUCAUGAAAAAGUCUUCCCUAUAUGCUGAUACAAGUCAAAAACAACAAGAUAAUCACAAAGAACAAGAAGAAGAGGUGUUUGUAUUUGACCUCAACGAACCAUUUUCUGAUAGUGAUGAUGAAGAGCAAGGAAAUAACCAAGCUAUGCCUACACUUAAUCAACACAUAGAAAACCAAGAAGACAAUCAAGUAUUGCCUAUGUCAAUUGAGCGAGUCAACAACAAAGCAUCGCUCCAAGAGUCCUCACCUAUACAUAUUCAACAAGAAGUAAAUACAACACCUUUAAUAAGUAUCAAUGAAGACAGUCAGCCUCGUCUUGCUCAUACAAGAAAAGCGUCUGUUCUACUCACCAGCGAUGAUGAAACAGAACCAGAUACAGCAGUUCGUGCUGGCCAUCACCGUAGUUCAAGCUUGUUGAGUGAAUUAUCAAGAGGCAUUUACACCCCAUCUCCGCUUCGCCAUGACAUUCAAAGCAGUGAAAAUGAAGCUUCUCCUGUGUUGAUAUACCGUAAAAGACGCAUGAAAAACAGAAUCAUUCAAGAAGACGAUCAUGAUGAAGAUGGCGAUCAAGUAGAGAUUGUCAAGACAAGAAAGAAACGGUUACGACAAAAAUCUUCUACACUUUCGCCUCUUGCUUCUGAAGAUGACUUGAUCAUUGUACCACCUUCUAGCCAUAGUCUUCUGAAGCGACUUAAACAAAGUGGCUAUAAUGCUCAUCAUCGAACUCGUCAAGAUCAUAAUGAUGAGUUAGAGAACCCGUUUAUUGACGUUGAAGCAGAAAAAAGUAGCGAUGGAGGCCAUACAACAGAAGACGAGAUGGAAGAAGGUUCUUCCUGCAUGGACUCUUUUAUUGAUGAUGCUAGUGAUUUACUUGCAAGUCGCAUCUCAAACGACACAGCAAGUCCAGCUCGAAACAUUUACGUUCAGAGCUUAUUACAUGACGAAAAUCCUAGUAACCGAAAGCAUUGGAUCAACAGAUUUGAUGCUGACAAAUGGACUAACUUUAAUGGAAACGAUGAUGGUAUUGUUCAGACAGAAGAUGAAGAAGAACCUGAAAGUGUACAAGACUUUUCGUCAGAUGUUCAUUUAUUUUCCAACAAUAACCGUGGCCAUUUAGAGCAGAUAGAGGCAGAUGAUGAUGAUUUUAUGUAA